AUGCCGAGGAGAUACCGGCCCUUUCUGGGCUCUCGAAGUCGAGACCGAUUCGUGGCUCUCGUCGUAUUGGUGAUUCUGUUCUUGCUGCUCAGGAGCUCCCCGUCACUCACAGACGGGAUCGACAGCCAGACACACGUGGAGGAUCGACCCCGUUACCUCUAUCACUCCCCUUUUCGCACGAACCCCGACCUCGAGUAUGAACGGCAACUAUCCGAUGCGCUGAUUGCCAUCGAGCGUGAAGUGUCUGCCUCGCAUGGCAACGAGGAUACGGCAGACACCCUAUGGCAGAUCAUGCUGAAGGACCGGGAUGCUCGAACCCAGGACUCGCUUCAAUUCGAGGAGAAAAACUCGGAAUGGAGAUACUCGCUGGUGACCAGCGAUUUCGCGGAUGAAUUCGUGAAGAAAACCCUCGCAUCCGUGCCCGAGCUCGCGCGUCUAUACUACGCAUACCCACACUUUGUCCUCCGCGGCGACUUGCUCCGCUACCUCAUUCUGUGGUAUUUCGGCGGCUACUAUGCCGACAUCGACGUUUACCCAGCGCGGUCCAUCAAAUCCUGCCCGUCAUUGCGCAACUCAGUCUUCAAGGAGACUGGCGUGGACCCGGAGAUCUCACUGGUGGUGGGCAUUGAAAUCGACGAGCCGUUUGCCUCGCCCCAAAAGAUGCGCGACUGGCACUGGGUCCGACGAUACGGGUUCUUGCAAUACACGAUGUAUGCUCCGCGGCGGUUCAGCCCACUACUGCGGGAAGUGAUCAUUCGGGUGUUGUCGCAUACAAAACGGCACCUCGACCAGAGCAGCUUCAUCUGGGGCGCCAAGUACAACGAGCUGACCACGCUGGAGAUCACCGGGCCAGGGGUCUUCACCGAUGCCAUUCUGGAUGCCCUGUCCGACACGCUCCCGGCCAGUCACCCGCUGAUUUCCGGGUCUGUCAAGGCCGAUGCGGGCCUGGGAGACCUGGUCCCACCGUCGUCGGGCGCCUCUGAACAGCGCGUGACGUGGGCGCCUUUCCACGGGAUCAAGGAACCGCUCUGUGUGGAUGCAUCGGACGCAAAAAAAGGGAAGCGGAUGGGCGGCCUCUGCGCGCUGCCUGUCAAUGCUUGGGGCAAUGGACAGCGACAUAGUGGGUCGGAACCGUUCAAUAGCAUCCAUGCUUGUAUCAACCAUCGGUUCAAGGGGACUUGGAAACCGUGGAAACAGGGCUGGAAGAAGAGGUAUUUUGGAUGA
Molecule: messenger RNA, 1224 nt
Organism: Penicillium alfredii
Lineage: Eukaryota; Fungi; Ascomycota; Eurotiomycetes; Eurotiales; Aspergillaceae
Exons: 2
Coding region: 1-1224 (407 amino acids)
Biological process (GO): protein N-linked glycosylation
Cellular component (GO): mannan polymerase complex
Molecular function (GO): alpha-1,6-mannosyltransferase activity
Source: RefSeq, a predicted model, not a curated record